Messenger RNA from Caenorhabditis elegans, 1495 nucleotides. It is a transcript of the gene nstp-6, whose product is annotated as Nucleotide Sugar TransPorter family. The transcript is spliced from 9 exons. The coding region runs from base 186 to 1337 and encodes 383 amino acids. Gene Ontology annotation, biological process: pyrimidine nucleotide-sugar transmembrane transport. The record is from RefSeq and is marked reviewed. Gene Ontology annotation, molecular function: pyrimidine nucleotide-sugar transmembrane transporter activity. NCBI's taxonomy places the organism in Eukaryota, Metazoa, Nematoda, Chromadorea, Rhabditida, Rhabditidae. Gene Ontology annotation, cellular component: membrane; endomembrane system; Golgi membrane.
UGCCCUCUACUCUCUCGAAAUUUCCAUUGACAACACCAAAAAAAAUUUCGAAAAAAGAGAAAAAAAAUUUCCGCGACGCGUCCCCAUAGUAUUUGUUCAGCGCAUAGAGAGGCUACUUUUUUCCACGUGGCGUGCGCUUUUUAUUUUAUUUUUUCUGAUCAAAAAAAUUAAAUAACGUGGAAAAAAUGCAAAUCUCAUUUCGAAAAUGUCUGAUUUUCUAUCAAAUGAGCAGCAUGGAGAGGCAGAAUGAGUUGCAGAAGAUUACGAUAAUUCGUGUAAUAUGCUCAGUUCAACUAAUAUCAAUGAUUGCGGUGACGGCACACUCUACAGCCAUGCCCUUUCUGGUUAGGAUAGCUAAUAAGACGCACUUCCUCCCGACAACUUCAGUUUUCAUGAUGGAAGUUUUAAAAUUAGGAUUUUGUUUAAUAAUCACAUUAUUUAAAUCCGGUAGUAUCAAAAAGACCUGCCACGAACUGCACAAAACAAUCUGGCAGAAUCGACUGGAAACCAUGAAAGUUGCAGUUCCGGCAGUUGUAUAUGCAAUUCAAAAUAAUUUAUAUUAUAUUGCGUUGGCGAACGUGGAUCCGACUACUUACUCGGUAACCCUCCAAAUCCGUAUUCUCACCACAGCCGCCCUGUCAGUGUGCCUUUUAAAUAAAAAACUAUCGUGGUAUCAGUGGGGAGCCCAGGUGAUGGCUUUGCUUGGCGUCGUUAUCGUACAGCUUGACAAGACCAAUAGUCACAAGGAGGCCGUAGGAAAUUUCUGGAUCGGUGUCUCCGCGGUGGUUGGGAUGUGCUGGACGAGUGCGUUUGCCGGUGUAUACUUUGAGAAAAUGCUCAAAAAUUCGUCGGCCGACGUGUGGAUUCAAAAUAUUCGACUAUCGAUUUUGACGCUCUUCUUUGCCGGGAUUACGAUGAUCACUACUGACGGAGAGGCGGUUUUUGGAGGCCGAAUGUUUGAAGGGUGGUCAAAUAUGGUUUGGCUGGUGACAAUUCUCAACUCGGUCGGCGGAUUGUGUAUUUCGUUGGUCAUGAAGUACGCGGAUAAUGUCAUGAAAACAUAUUGUCAGUCAAUUGCGAUAGGCCUAACAUCACUUGUCUCAAUCUGCCUCGGCGAACGUAUCCUAACCGUCUAUUUGGUGUACGGAGUGACACUUGUGACGUCAUCAGUGGUCGUUUACUCGCUGUUCCCUGUGGCUCCGCCGGCUCUUUCCGAUUACCAUAAGCUCGAGCAACAGGAUGACGUGGCGGAAUUGCUCAAAUCGUCUGGAGUAGAAGACGAAGAAGAGGAGGAAGAUGAGAUUUUUGGAGAGCUCGAGCACAAAAUUGAGCUCUGAGUUGUAUAUUCAUCAUUAUUGAUUUUUUUUAAUCGAAAUUGUUCGGUUGCCACUUUAAAGGCGCGGGUACAGCUUUACAAAUCAUGGGUUUUCUUUUAAUUUAAUUGUUGGUUUUUAUCAGAUUCUAACUUAUUUUAUGAAUGAAUGCUUAUUUGCUA